Molecule: messenger RNA, 2169 nt
Organism: Closterium sp. Naga37s-1
Lineage: Eukaryota; Viridiplantae; Streptophyta; Zygnematophyceae; Desmidiales; Closteriaceae
Source: the annotation of a GenBank genome assembly
AUGGCGAUGCGACUGUUGCUCCACGCGAGGCAACGCGCGGGAUCUGUGCCGUCCGUCGCACUGAGGCCCAUUCUAUCUACACCCGCUGAGCCAGCUGCAGCUCCUCCUGCCGCUCCUGCUGAUUCCACAGCUUCCUCAACAAACCAGCACUCGGAGCUUAAUCCGUUAUUGUCGCACUCAGCACUGUCACCCUCGGUUAUAAGGCAUUCUGCAGCAGCAGCAGCAGCAGCAGCAGCCCAUGCCUCUGCUCCCUAUGCUCUUGCAUCAUCUCCUCUCCUCUCGUCUGUAACGCUCAUUGGCGGUUACCAUGUUUACAGCAGCCACGUCUACAGUAACUGUGCGUACAGUAGUUUCGCUAGCACAGCCUCCGCUGCAGGAAAUUUGCCCUGCUCGUUACAGUCACACGUGGCCCCCUCCAUUCCGAACCUGCCCUCUCGGUUCCUCUCGUCCGUCCCUCCCGUCGCUUCCCAAGUCUCUGAAUCUGCUUCGGAGUCAUCUGCCGAGCCAGCUGUUCCUGGCUCGGGGCUCCCUGUCAAGCCUGCUGCUACUGGUUCGGGGAUACCUGCCGAGCCUACUGGUGAUGAUGCUUCGGCAGCAGGGAAAGAUGAGGAUACCACGAGUGUGAAAGUGAGCGAAGCAGAAGCAGAAGCAGAAGUUUCGGAGAUUUUGGGAGGAGGCAAUUACAGCAUCACAGGCGGCCCCGUGAACAGUAGCACCACCAUCAGCAGCAACAGCAGCAGCGGCAUCAACAGAAACAACCGUUUCGGCAGCGGCGGGGAGGGCCGAACCGGAGACGGAGGUUCGGGCAUUCAGGCUUGGAAGAAACAGCCGAGGCAGCGAGGGAGCAGACAAACGGGCAGCAGCAGAGACUUGCGCAGGGGGCAGCUGUGGGGUGUUAUCAGCCGUGUGCGCAGCAACAAUCCUGUCCUGCCGGCCAUUGAGGCGUGGAGGAUGGCGGGAGGAGUGCUGGAUAAGGAGCUGCUGCUGUGGGCCAUCCGUCGCUGCCAGCCAUACGCUUACCGAGCAAAAGCAGCAGAGCUCUCUCAAUGGCUUAUUUCCUCUUCGGGCUUUCCCCUCACCUACCUUGACUACCAACUCGCCCUAGCCUGUGCUGCGCGGUGCAAUGCGGUGGGGACCGUUCGAGAGAUGUUCCUCUCCUUUCCUGAGGAGUUUCGCAAAGAAAAGGUGUAUGUUGGAGUGCUACACCAUUUUGCCAGGCGCGGGCGGACGCACAAGCUAGGGGAAGAACUGGAAUGGCUCCGUAAUCAAGGGGUAACUGAGGAAAAUGCCUCAUAUCGGUCGAAGCUUCAAGCAUUGCUAACCGAGCAGGAGAUUAUAUCGAAAGGGGCUGCCUUGAAUGGAGCAGAUAUGACAAUAACGAGCGAGGGAGGGGGGGAAGGAGGAGGAGAUGAGGAGGAGGGAGGGGGAGGGGGAGGGGAGGAAGGGGAGGGGGGUUGGAAUGAUGCGGAUUGGUUUGAGUUGGGGGAGGGGAAGGAAGGUUCAAGGAAGGAGCGGUUGGAGAAAGUGCUGGGGGAUGUUGAUUUGUUGCUCCAAGAGAUGAAGGAGAAGGGAAUGAUGCCUGACGAAGUGGCCUACAACGUCGUUUUAGCCAGCCUCGCCAGGCUCGGGCAGAUCGAAAAAAUGGAGGCCUAUCUUGCACGCAUGCGGGCAGAUGGCGGGCAGCCCAGCGGCGUGUCGUACAACAUCCUGAUUGGUGCAUACGCGCUCGCCGGGCAGUUUGAAAAAACGGACCUGUGUAUCGAGGCGAUGAAGGAAGCAGGAGAAAGGCUGAAUGUGAAGACGUAUUGGUCCCUGAUGGGGCGAUACGCGAAACGAGGAGCGGUUGAGAGGUUUUCCAAAGUGUGGGAAGAGGUGAAGCAGGCCGGGUUGCCUCUUGACAGAAGCAUGUACCACUCUCGAAUUGAGGUUCACAGCCGAGCGGGGGAUUUGGAGAAGGCAGAACAGGCCUUUAACGAGAUGUGUGCGCUCAUGCCCCCCACCACAGCAUCAUUCAACGUGCUCCUGGCGGCACUCGGCAGGGCGGGCAGGCUCAACAAGAUCCCCGCUUUGAUGCAGUCCAUGCAGCGGUGGGGGCGGCCAAGGGACGCCAAGACAUACGUCUUCCUUAUCGACGCGUUUCUAAGAGCUGGUGAGGAGGGCACUGCAUAA